UGGAGUCUAACCAGCCACCUCUCUCUUUACGAUCACCAUCUAAUCAGUAAAGCACGCAUUCUGACUAUUACUUCAGAAUUAUGUAUACCAAAAAUACGAGUUUUUUUUCCUUUCGGUUUAUCAAGGCCUUAAUUUUUUAUAUUCUCAUUUCAUCUCAAGCUCAACCCUUGUGUAAAUAUAAACGAUGGCUGAUGCUGAGCGGAUCCAAACUCUUGUUGUUGAUAAUGGAAGCGAAACAAUUAAGGCCGGAUUUGCUGGUGAUGAUGCGCCUAAGGCAGUGUUCCCCAAUACUGUUGGCCGACCUCGAGGUGCUCGUGUCGAGGUUGGAAGAAUGGGUUAUCAGGAUCCCUAUGUAGGAGAUGAAGCCCAAUCAAAGAGAGGUAUUCUUACCCUAAAGUAUCCAAUUGAUUGUGGUAUUGUGAUCGAUUGGGAUGACAUGGAAAAGAUUUGGUAUCACACCUUCUACAAUGAGCUCCGUGUUGCGCCUGAAGACCACCCUGUUCUUCUCACCGAGUCACCUUUCAACCCGAAGGGUAACAGGGAGAAAAUGACUCAAAUCAUGUUUGAGACUUUCAACAGCCCUGCUAUGUACGUAGCCAUCCAGGCUGUUCUCUCUCUAUACGCCAGUGGACGUAGAACCUGUUUGUAAUGGAUCACCAGCAAAGUUCGAUUUCAGCAACUCUUUUAAGUCGUUUACUUUCUUUUACUCAGUGAUUUGUUUGUAUUUCCUUUAGACAACAGGUAUCGUGUUCGAUUCUGGUGUGAAUAUGAGUUACGCAGUGCCUAUCUAUGAGGGUUAUGCUCUCCGCCAUGCAACCCUUCGUUUGUUUCUUGCUGGCAGUGAUCUCACAUAUUCUUUAAUGAAGAUCCUUACGGAGAGAGGGUAAUUCUUACGGAGAUUAGAAACUAAAUUUCAGAAGACGAUGUGGAUUACCAAGGGUGAGUACGAUGAGUUUGGUCCAUCCAUCGUCCACCGAAAGUGCUUCUAAGUUGGUUGAUAAAGGACAGCAGGUGCUAAUGGUCGGUUUCUAUUUUUCUGAUGGCUUUCAGAAGUCCUCUUGUGUUAUGUGAAGUUCUUGCUUCCCAAUUUUAGUGUUGGUUCUAGAGCCUAAACAAAAAGCUGGAGGGAACCAUCCUAUUGGUAUUGCAGUUGAUAUUGGUUGGGAAAAUUGUGCUGGUCUUCUACACAA
Molecule: messenger RNA, 1190 nt
Organism: Papaver somniferum (opium poppy)
Lineage: Eukaryota; Viridiplantae; Streptophyta; Magnoliopsida; Ranunculales; Papaveraceae
Product: actin-1-like
Exons: 4
Coding region: 185-649 (154 amino acids)
Source: RefSeq, a predicted model, not a curated record